GCCUGGCAGUGUUAAAGGAGCCCUAUGAAUUUUUUGCAUGUAUGCCAGCCUUCAGGCCUAGGCAUAACUGUUGGCUUGUGAAGCACUCUAUAACAAUCUUAAUCUUAAAUUCUCUCUGGUCAUGCAGUCUACCGUUCAUAGGAUUUGAUACUGGAUGUCCCGUAUCAAUCUCUAAGUCUCAAAGUCCCAGUGGUGCUUCUUGACACAAGAACUGAUCAUAAAGAGUAGAAAGCUCCACAUUCAGCUUACUUGUUGCUUCAUAAGUCAUUCUUUCUUGCAGUAAAUUUAAUUAAUAUUCUUUGUGUCUGUGCAGAAGACAGAAGUUGGAGACCUACUUGCUCAUAAUUGAACAUGGCAGGGGAUGUAAAAAGAUUCACACGCAUGCUGCUGGAAUGCAACAGCAAUGACAAACUGUGUGUUGUGCGUGAAUAUCAGACUGAAGUGAUUGUUGUCCCAGUUCUCCUUGUGGGUGUUUUUGUCAUCAUGCUAACUGUGAUACUUUGGCUCCACUGCCGAGGCUUGCGAGCAAAGCAGGAGCAAUCUGGACACCAAGUGAAUGACAAGAAUCAGCAGGAAUACAGCUCAACAGAGAGCCGCUGUAUCCAGCUGAGUGAGAUGUCUGUGGAAAGCCUGCUAAAUUCUGCAUCCUUGACUCUGAAAGAACUGGAGAUACCACGAGAGAAACUCUUACCAGGCACUUGGCUGCUGAUAAAACAUGGUCGCUAUGGGAGCAUCUACAGAGCACAGCUGGAAAUUGGGAGCCCCAGGAAGACUAAGACAGUAGUACUGAAAGUCUUACAAGACCUGGCUAGUCCCCAGAAAGUAAAGGAUUUCCUGGGAAGGAUUAAAUUCCAUCAAAAUCUUGGCCAUCAUGAGAACCUGGUUGAAUUGGUUGGAUGCUGUGUAGGUCAGCUCCCACUUUAUAUGAUCAUGGAAGAUGUCUCUCUUGGUGACCUAUUGACAUUUUUAUGGACGUGUCGGAAGGAUGUAAUGACAAUGGAUGAUGUUCCCUAUGACUUCACCGAGAGACAAGUAUAUGAAGUUGGACAGCAGGUUGCAGCAGCUCUGGCUUAUCUUGAACAGAAGAAAUUGUUCCAUGGUGAUGUUGCUGCCAGGAAUGUCCUCCUUCAUUACAACUUCACUGCUAAGCUCUGUGGUUUCGGUCUGGCCUAUGAAACUCACACAUACGGUGUCAACUCAGUCACAAAGAUUGUGCCAGUCAAGUGGCAGGCACCAGAGCGGCUCCUGAAGAACCCCCCCAGCAUCAAGGCAGACAUAUGGUCUUUUGGAAUUCUGCUGUAUGAAAUGAUUACGUUAGGUGCUCCACCAUAUCCUGAGGUGCCACCUUCUGACAUUUUACCAUACCUUCAGAGAGAGAACAGGAUGAAACAGCCCUCAAGCUGCCAGCAAGCCAUGUACAGCAUCAUGAAGUCCUGCUGGCAGUGGAAUGCAACUAACCGGCCUUCUCCAGCAGACCUGAUGUGGUCUCUACAAACAGCAAUGAAGAACAGCAACGAUCAUGCAGUACUGCAGGUGCCUGAGCUGGUGGUGCCUGAACUCUAUGCUAAUGUUGCUGGUGUUGAUGUGCUCAAUCUAGUGAGGGAAUACACUAUACUUUGAAGGACCUUGAUACAUGUUGGUAUAAGAGUUCUCUGAGUCUGCCCUUUCUAGACACUUUGCAAGCUCAGGAUAAGGUGUGUAUGUUGGGAGGAAUCCCUUUGUUUUUUGAACAUGUUGUAUAUAUGUGAUCUCUCCUCCAUUCCAGAAACAACAGACUGUUUUCAUUAUUAUGAAAUCAACCUGUUGAUAUCAGUCUGCCAGUGGUCCUUGUUUUUUAGGAAGCUAUAGAAAAUGUAAUGAGAAGCUUGAAUUAGAGUGUAUUGGGUUUGUGUAACAAGGUUUUGGUAGCAAGAGGACUUCAGGGGUGGCUUCUGUGAGAAGACACCAGAAGCUGCCCCCAUGCGUAACAGAGCCAGUUCCAGCCAGCUCCAAGAUGGACCUGCCACUGGCCAAAUCCGAGCCCGUCAGUGAUGAUGGUAGCACCUCUGGGAUAACGUUUCUAAGAUAAGGGUUAAAAAACCCUGUGCAACAUUAACUGGAAGAGAGAAACAGCCCUACAGACACAAAGGUCAGUGCCCCAAGGAGGGCAGGAGGUGCUACAGGCUCUAGAGCAGAGAUUCCCCUGGGGCUCGUAGUUCAGACCG
Molecule: messenger RNA, 2204 nt
Organism: Pezoporus flaviventris
Lineage: Eukaryota; Metazoa; Chordata; Aves; Psittaciformes; Psittacidae
Gene: STYK1
Product: serine/threonine/tyrosine kinase 1
Exons: 9
Coding region: 352-1620 (422 amino acids)
Biological process (GO): protein phosphorylation; positive regulation of kinase activity; cell surface receptor protein tyrosine kinase signaling pathway
Cellular component (GO): signaling receptor complex
Molecular function (GO): ATP binding; transmembrane receptor protein tyrosine kinase activity
Source: RefSeq, a predicted model, not a curated record